Molecule: messenger RNA, 1037 nt
Organism: Dendronephthya gigantea
Lineage: Eukaryota; Metazoa; Cnidaria; Anthozoa; Malacalcyonacea; Nephtheidae
Product: thymidine kinase 2, mitochondrial-like
Exons: 9
Coding region: 136-939 (267 amino acids)
Cellular component (GO): cytoplasm; mitochondrion
Molecular function (GO): deoxynucleoside kinase activity
Source: RefSeq, a predicted model, not a curated record
UCUACACUUGGAUAUCCUUUCAAGAAUCGUACUUCAAAAGAUUGCCAGCGUUCUUCAAUCUUCAUCAAUCAUCAGAAAAGCUAUUAAACAAGUUUUAUAGACAAUAUCCCAAGCUUUUCCCGCGUAACAACAUAUAUGAAUGUGUGGAAAAGACUAACCUCGAGACUAACGAUCUUUCGAAAUGGAAUUUUAAAAGUGAAAGUGCUAGGAAACGGUAAAAAUCAUGGAAUAAAUUCAUUGUUACAUACUGAAAACGAUGUUAAAAGUAUAAAUGGAAAGAAAUUCAAGGUGUCUAUCGAAGGAAACAUAGGCAGUGGUAAGACUACUUUACUUGAGUAUUUCAAGAAAUAUUCACAUGUUGAAGUGAUACCAGAGCCUGUUGAGGAAUGGCAAAAUGUUGGUGAUGGAAACACUUUGGGUCUGUUCUACCAAGAUCCAAGCAGAUGGAGUUACCUGUUUCAAUCAUAUGUUCUACUAACAAUGCUUGAGAUUCACCAACGCAAACAGCACCAACCUGUGACCUUGAUGGAAAGAAGUGUCUACAGUGCUGGUUAUUGUUUUGUGGAAAACCUUCAUAAAAACGGUUUGAUGAGCUCUGUAGAGUACAGUGUCUAUAGAAAAUGGUUUGAGCGCAUUGUUAAAGAGGAAAAACCUUGUGUUGAUUUAAUAGUUUAUCUACGAACGUCUCCAGAGGAAUGUUAUAAAAGAAUUAAAAGGAGGAGCAGAAAGGAAGAGACGGAUAUCCCAAUGAGUCUCAUUACAUCAAUUCAUCAACAUUAUGAAGAUUGGUUAAUCAAGAAAACAAAAUUUGAGAUACCAGCACCUGUUUUGGUUCUUGAUGGAAAUAAAGAACUCAAAGACAUGUUUAAACUCUAUGAAACAAACACUACAAAUAUACUCUUAGGAAUGGGAGAUGAACCCAUUACAUGUAGAGAAUAGAUCAUACCUUUCAUACACAACUACACAAGAAUUUGUGCAAUAAUUUUUUAACUUUGUAUAUAAAGGAAUAGAAAUGUAAAUAAAAUUUUUUUCUCGCA